Monodelphis domestica (gray short-tailed opossum) is the source of this 4298-nucleotide messenger RNA. RefSeq names its product WD repeat domain 44 (gene WDR44). Gene Ontology annotation, molecular function: protein binding. NCBI's taxonomy places the organism in Eukaryota, Metazoa, Chordata, Mammalia, Didelphimorphia, Didelphidae. The record is from RefSeq and is a predicted model, not a curated record.
AGUGUCGUCAUUACGCAAGCGCACUGGCAGUUAGUUUCCCCGCCUCCUCGGGAAGGAGAGGUGGGAGCGGGGCUGCUCUCUGCCUCCGCCUCCGUCUCCCUCCUCCUCCCGCCCAGGUCGUUCAUCGGCUGCCUCUUGAACUCUCGCGAGGCUCAGCGCCCGUCGGUAUUUUGAGGGCCCCCUUUCCUCAGCAGCUGCCGCUGCCGCCGCCGUCCCUGCGGUAAAAGCUGGAGCCGCCGCCUGCGCCCCCGCCCUCCCCCGCGGCACGGAGCCGGACCCGGAGCCGCCCCCUCCUCUUCCCCGCCCCUCUCUGGGCCGGAGCCGCCGGGAGCCCCCGAUUUUCCUCAGCCGCCACCGCCCCGUCAGCCGGGGGACCAUCUGAGAGCUGUUCACUCGCCUCAGGCUGAAUCUACCCGCUGCCGCCAGCGGCGGAGCAUCCUCCUUCUGUCGGUUCGCCUGGCCGGCCGACUUCCCCUUCCCUCCGGUGAUCUGUCCGUACCCCCUCUCCAGCCCCGGCGGGCCGGGCUGCAACCUCUCUGCUGCCGGGGGCAGAAGGAGGAGGAGGGACCGCCGGCCCCCUCCCGGGGUGUGUCCCACAAAUGGCGUCGGACAGCGACACCGAGGAGUUCUACGAUGCCCCCGAGGACGUGCACCUGGGGGGUGCCUACCCCGCCGGGUCCCCAACAAAGACUGGGUUUUCUACCUUAAAGGAAACAGAUAGCGUCAAACGUAAGGUUGGAAAUGAGUUCCCUGUUCAAGAAUUGAAGCAAGAUGAUUCCAAGAAGAUUAUUGACAGUAUUAUUGAGGAGAGCCAGAAGGUCCAGCAGCUUGAAGAUGAACCUUUGGAUUCUAAAGGAAAAAAACAUUCUGAUUCAGAACCAACCACAAAUACAGAUCUUCUGAGCAAUAUUCCUGGACUCUUAGCCACAGAUCAGGUGUCACAAGAUGUUAAAAAAAGAGAAAAGCAGAAGGGGUUUAAGGAAACUAAACCUGAGUUUAGCAAAUGUUCUUGCCCUUAUGAAGGUCCUGCUGAAAAGCAAGUGAGUGAAAUCACUCAGGUAACAGAAGUCAGUUCAACCGAUGAGCAAAGUGUAAUGGAAACAAAAGAAGCAGCAACCAGAACUGAAGAAGUAAAACAGACCAAUGUUUUAGAACAGGUAUCAACGGACUUCUUCCCUCCCAAAGAUGUAGCUGCCGCAGAAGAAAUGGCUCCUGUAAAACCCCCAAGGCAUAUUCCUGUUGAGCCUGAUAUCGUGGCAAGCACCAAGAAACCUGUCCCAGCUCGGCCUCCUCCACCAGCCCAUCUCCCUCCACCUAGACCACCUCCUCCUGCCCGGCCUGCUCCUCCGCCCCGGAAAAAGAAAAAUGAAACAGAGUUGGAGGCCCUGAAGCCGUCAGAGCUAGAAGCAUCUAGAGAGAAUUUUGCAUCUGGAAGUGCCUUGUCUCCCAAUACAACUUCUGAAUGCCAGUCCAAGGAUACACAGCCUUCCCUAGAUUUGGCAAGUGCGACCAGUGGAGAGAAAAUUGUCACUGACCAGGAAAAUGGAAAAGGACCUGAUGGGCAGACAGUAACGGGGGAGAUGAUGGGUCCACAAAGACCAAGGUCCAACUCUGGAAGAGAACUCACUGAUGAGGAAAUUUUAGCCAGUGUUAUGAUUAAGAACCUUGAUACGGGAGAAGAAAUACCUUUGAGCCUUGCAGAAGAAAAACUGCCUACAGGUAUUAAUCCGCUCACUCUGCACAUUAUGAGAAGGACUAAGGAAUAUGUAAGUAAUGAUGCAGCACAAUCAGAUGAUGAAGAGAAGAUCCAUUCUCAGCAAACAGAUACUGAUGGUGGAAGGCUAAAACAGAAGACGACUCAGUUCAAAAAGUUCUUGGGAAAGUCUGUGAAAAGAGCCAAGCAUCUUGCAGAAGAAUAUAGUGAGCGUGCUGUAAAUAAAGUGAAAAGCGUUAGAGAUGAAGUGUUCCAUACUGAUCAAGAUGAUCCGUCAUCAAGUGAUGAUGAAGGAAUGCCGUACACAAGACCAGUGAAAUUCAAAGCAGCCCACGGAUUCAAAGGACCAUAUGACUUUGAACAGAUUAAAGUGGUUCAGGAUCUUAGUGGUGAACACAUGGGAGCAGUUUGGACCAUGAAAUUUUCUCACUGUGGCCGAUUACUUGCUUCAGCCGGACAAGACAAUGUAGUGAGGAUAUGGGCUUUAAAAAAUGCUUUUGAUUAUUUCAACAAUAUGCGAAUGAAAUACAAUACAGAAGGCCGAGUAUCCCCUUCACCUUCUCAAGAAAGUCUGAAUUCAUCAAAAUCUGAUACUGAUGCAGGAGUAUCCAGUGGUGCUGAGGAGGACACUGAAGAUAAGAAUGCUCCAUUCCGGCAGCGGCCCUUUUGCAAAUACAAAGGGCACACAGCAGACCUUCUAGAUCUUUCCUGGUCUAAAAACUAUUUCUUGCUUUCUUCUUCCAUGGAUAAAACCGUCAGGUUAUGGCACAUUUCCAGAAGAGAAUGCCUCUGCUGUUUUCAACAUAUAGAUUUUGUCACUGCUAUUGCAUUCCAUCCAAGAGAUGACCGUUAUUUUCUAAGCGGAUCCUUGGAUGGAAAACUCCGACUGUGGAACAUUCCUGACAAAAAAGUGGCAUUGUGGAAUGAAGUAGAUGGUCAAACCAAGCUGAUCACGGCUGCCAAUUUCUGUCAGAAUGGCAAAUAUGCUGUCAUUGGCACAUACGAUGGCCGUUGUAUCUUCUAUGACACUGAGCAUUUGAAAUAUCAUACCCAAAUACAUGUACGAUCUACCAGAGGACGCAACAGAGUUGGAAGAAAAAUUACUGGCAUUGAACCUUUACCUGGAGAAAAUAAGAUACUGGUGACCUCAAAUGACUCCCGAAUCAGACUAUAUGACCUUAGAGAUUUGUCAUUGUCUAUGAAAUACAAAGGCUAUGUCAACAGCAGCAGCCAGAUCAAAGCAAGUUUCAGCCAUGAUUUUACAUACCUUGUUAGUGGCUCAGAAGAUAAAUAUGUUUAUAUUUGGAGUACAUACCAUGAUCUAAGCAAGUUUACUUCAGUCAGAAGAGAUCGCAAUGACUUUUGGGAAGGAAUUAAAGCACACAAUGCUGUUGUUACAUCAGCAAUCUUUGCUCCAAACCCAAGUUUGAUGUUAUCUUUGGAAGGGACAUCUGAGAAGGCUGAAGCUACUGAGAAAGAUAGUGAUUCUCAAGUAUCAGACACCAUACCUUCCGGUGCUCUGAAGACAGACCACACUGAAGUUCUCCUGUCUGCUGAUUUCACUGGAGCAAUCAAAGUGUUUAUUAACAAAAAGAAAUAUGUAGUUUGACUUGUGAGAAAGCAAUUAAAAAUAAACAGAGAUGAGUGAGUUUCUGUAGGCGUCUUAAGUUAAAACCAUUGGAUUAGUGUUGCAGGCUAACAUUGUUUUUAAGCUGCUCAGAUAUCAUAUAUUUUGGGAGGCAUCGUCAAUGAGCUAGUGACCGGACCCCAUAGAACAGAAAGGGCACGUGUAUACCUGCAAGAAAGAGAAUUGCCUAAUGAUAGGCCUGACAUUUUUAAAAUGGUUGUGGUAUUGCUCUAUAGUUGUCAACAUGCAAAGGUUUCCGCAUGAAAUAUAUUCAUCUCUGAAUCUCCUGUGUGUGCCUUUUUUUGGUUACAUGCCCUGAAUUUAAUAGCUCAAUUCUUCUGAGGCUCUUUUUGCCAUUCAAAGAAAGGAAAAUGGUUUUGGUUUAGAGUUCCAAAAAAACUUCUCUUUUGCACAGAAUUCUUUUUUUUUCCUUAAAGGUGGUACCUUUGGACUCUGGGAGUGACACGGACAAGGUGAUGCAGGUUUCCAGUAGGUCAACAACUAUGUGUAAAUGUUUUUAUAAAUUUCUCAAUUUGAGGAUAAAUUGUUUUGUGGCCCAAUUUCUUGUGGAUUUUAGGAGUUUCUUUGUACGUGUAUAUAGAAAUAGCAUUUUUUUGCACACUGGAGCACAAUAUUUCUAUGUAAAGAACUCUUUUCAUUCCUUAUUUCGUGGUCACUAGGCUCUAUGAGAGCUCACUUUAAAAAAAAAUUAAGCUGCACUCAUUAGAAAUUCUUUUCUACAGCAAUGUAAAAAUGAACUGUUUACAUUUUUUAAGGCUUUGGAGCUUUCCAAAAUGAAGCUGUUUUUAGUUUUGGUUGCUGAAUUUGAAAGACUUUGUAAAUAUUGCUCUACUGUACCAAUGAAAUAACAUCGGGGCAGCUGAACCCCAAGCAUGUUGUUGAUGGUUAGCUGAUGUCUCAAAAAGUAAAACUGUAUCAUUAAAAGUUGGUCCCCAA